GGCAUCUUGUAAACGUAUGAUUUCGCAGCCUCUGACGGGCUUGUUAUUGUUGGUGACGAAGACCGCAACACCUCAGAGACAGGCAGUCAAUGGAGUCAAGUUGUCACAGCGAUGCAUUAAUGAUAAACAAAGUAUUACUUGUUUUUUAGCAAAAUAUUAACGUGAAACCGCAGGCGAAGCGUCGAGUAGUAAUGCAUUAUUUAGAAUGACCGCAAAGGAAUUGGCUUAUAGUUGAAGUUACUUUAUUUCGGCUAACCAACAAGCUAGCCAGCCAGCUAAACUAUUCGAAGGCCUCGUCGCUUUCAACAAGGCCAAGCUAGCCAACUAACCUGCAUCGUUAAACACUCAAAACGUUUUGAAGUGUUGUUUUACAUUUAUUGGCUAUAUGUCGGAAGAUAUCGCAUUGGUAAUGCAACAGAAUUUGGACAGGAGCUGCUGGGUAUGCUUCGCCACGGAUGAGGAUGACCGCACGGCGGAGUGGGUGCGUCCGUGUCGCUGCCGAGGCUCCACCAAGUGGGUGCACCAGGCAUGUCUGCAGCGCUGGGUGGACGAGAAGCAGAGGGGCAACAGCACGGCCCGCGUGUCCUGUCCGCAGUGCAACGCCGAGUACCUCAUCGUCUUCCCCAAGCUGGGGCCAGUGGUGUAUGUACUAGACCUGUUUGACCGGCUCAUCUCCAAGGCCUGUCCCUUUGCCGCCGCCGGCAUCAUGGUGGGCUCCAUCUACUGGACCGCCGUCACGUACGGGGCUGUCACUGUCAUGCAGGUGGUGGGCCAUAAGGAGGGCCUGGAUGUGAUGGAGCGGGCAGACCCCUUGUUCCUGCUCAUCGGCCUGCCCACCAUCCCCGUCAUGCUGAUCCUGGGGAAGAUGAUCCGCUGGGAAGACUACGUGCUGCGCCUCUGGAGGAAGUACUCCAACAAGCUGCAGAUCCUCAACAGCAUCUUCCCAGGUCAGAACGGACACAUUGGGAUUGGGUGUCCGGUGCCUCGUAUCCCGGCGGAGGCCAGCCCCCUGGCAGACCACGUGUCAGCCACAAGGAUCCUGUGUGGUGCCCUGGUAUUCCCUACCAUCGCCACCAUCGUGGGCAAACUCAUGUUCAGCAGUGUCAACUCCAACCUGCAGAGGACCAUUCUGGGUGGGAUUGCGUUUGUGGCUGUCAAGGGAGCGUUCAAGGUGUACUUCAAACAGCAGCAGUACCAGAGGCAAGCCCACCGCAAGAUCCUCAACUUUACCGAGGCAGAGGAGGCCUGAGAAGGGGCAUGGACAGACAGACAUAUUGAUACACAGGGGGAGUGGACGGAGCAUGACGGUGAACUCUGAGCAGGAACAUUGUCGGACAGACAGAUUGACGGACUUAGGGAUCAUUGGCGCCCCCCAAACUCUUACACCUCUCUAAGUAGCCUCGCCUCACCUCGUUCUGUUUCUGCUCUUUAGGGAGUCAUCGUCGUAUGCGGCUGACAUUCGUGCUGUAUGAUUAUCACCAUGUUCUAUUUUGUUUUUAAAACAUUCAAAGGAGAAGAGACGAGACAAGAACACUGAUACAGACAUGCGUGCGUGCAAACACACACACACACACACACACACACACACACACACACACACACACACACACACACACACACACACACACAGAGAGAGAGUGCUCAUGUAUAUUCCACACAGGAGCUCUUUUUUUUUGUUGUGGAAUGUGACUUGUAACUGCUAUUUUGCUGUAGCAAUAUUUGUUUGUUUUAAUCAAGUAACCAGUGCUGGUUGUACUUUAAAAAGAUACAUCUGGGGCACAUGUAAUUAUUAGACAGGAAAGUUUUAUAAAUAAUUGUCUUACUGUUAAUUUUGCAGUUUUGAAAUUUGCCAAUGAGGAAUAUUGUUUCCCUGUAUUGAAUGCGUUUUAAGAGAAAUUAGAUUUUUUUAUCACUAAAGGAUGAUUAUUUGAAUGGGAAAUAACUUUUUACCUGCUCCUGUUGCCACGUUUCCAUUGGUAAAUAUCCAAUAUACAUACUCUCAAUUAUUUAGAAGCACAGUACAAACAUAAGUGUGAUUGUCUGUACAUACAUUCAUUGCACAAUAUGUAUCAGCUAAAACAUUCAAGGGUAUUUUUUUGUUGUCAAAUGCCUAGAAGUGUUGUCAUUAGUUCUGUUUGUAGUUGAUUUUGUGUAAUUGUCUUCUACUCAUGAGAUGACAGAGAAUGUGAUGUGCAAGCCUGCAAUGUGGAGGUGGGUGGAUGAUAUAGACCUGACACGUGCCGCAUUACCUUCUAAAUGAGAGCAUAAAAUUACAUGUCCACUGAAUAAAGGUGAGAUUUGUGUCUCUUCUUUUAACCCAAAUCGCAUAUUCCGCCACAUAUUUCCUUGCUGACGCCACCACUUGCUUUGUUUUUUAGUGUGUGUAUAUAUAUAUUAUAUAUAUUAUAUAUAUGCUCAAGGCAGUCACGUAAUAACCCAUUCUGUAACUACUCUUUCUUCUAAAAGUGCGGUAUAACCAGUAUACUGUACAUUACGUGUGUGAAAAAGGCCAUAAACCAAUCAUUUGAAUAUUUAAUAUUAUUGUGCACAUCUCUUUUAGCUGUGCCUGGUAGACAGACAUGCUCCAAUAAUCUGCUGUGGUCAACUCAGCUUUUACAUUAACUCUAAAGAAAAUAUAUUAUGCCAAAAGUGACAUUGAAGUUAUUAAUUGUAUUGUACAGACAUUGUUUCUCAAUUUAUAGUUUCGUGGUGGAUUGUGAAUAAAUGUAUUUUUUCAAA
Messenger RNA from Oncorhynchus mykiss (rainbow trout), 2739 nucleotides. RefSeq names its product membrane-associated ring finger (C3HC4) 5 (gene marchf5). Gene Ontology annotation, molecular function: zinc ion binding. The record is from RefSeq and is a predicted model, not a curated record. NCBI's taxonomy places the organism in Eukaryota, Metazoa, Chordata, Actinopteri, Salmoniformes, Salmonidae.